Molecule: messenger RNA, 3358 nt
Organism: Onychostruthus taczanowskii (white-rumped snowfinch)
Lineage: Eukaryota; Metazoa; Chordata; Aves; Passeriformes; Passeridae
Gene: SLC16A4
Product: solute carrier family 16 member 4
Exons: 9
Coding region: 596-2158 (520 amino acids)
Biological process (GO): monocarboxylic acid transport; transmembrane transport
Molecular function (GO): monocarboxylic acid transmembrane transporter activity
Source: RefSeq, a predicted model, not a curated record
UGGCAGGCCAGGGGACGAGCGGGGCUGUGCUCGCCCAGGAGCUCGGGCAGGUUUCCGGGGCAGGCAGGGAGCCGAGCCCUGCCCAGCUGCAGAACUCCCAGUUUUCCAGCCUGUCCCCUCAGUGCCGAGGCCGUGCAGGACGGGCGGGGACAGGGCUCCGCUCCUCGGCAGGCAGCAGCAGCCCGGGCCCGGCUCCAGCCCAGCCGGCCCGGCUCUGCUCGGGAUCGGAGCUUCCCCCGGGCUGAGAACUUCGCAGGCUCCCCCUCCUUUUCCUUCCCUACAGGAUUUCUGCUCCAAACGCCCCGGGUUUCCUGUUCCCAGCUGGGCAAGGGGAGGGACUCCCGGCCUUGGGGCCUCAGGAGGAGGAGGAGGAGGAGGAGGAGGAGGAGGAUGGGUCCGUCCCCCCAGCGCUUGCCAGGCUCCAUGUCCUGCUCAGCACCAUCCUCACCCCGUGGGAAUGAAGCAGCAAACUGGGCUGCCAAGCCAGGAAGGGGGGAUUUAAUCUCUGGGGCAGAUGAAGAGGCUCUGAAGAGACUGAAGAGGCUCUGAAGAGAUUCCUGUUUGCUGUCGAGUGUCCCGGGGAGGAUUUGCCAGCAUGCAAGGCGCAGGAGAAGGGAAGGAGGAUGAAGAGCUGGAGGCUCCGGAGGCUCCAUCCCCUGGGAAGAGCCGAGGCUCAGGAGCAGCAGGCAGAGGGUGGGCGUGGGAAGUGGUGUUUCACUUCUUCCUGGUCAAUGUGCUGGUGAUGGGGAUGCUCAAGACCUUUGGCAUUUUCUUCGUGGCUUUCCGAGAUGAGAUGGGGGGAUCUUCAGAGCAGCUCAGCUGGAUCGGCUCCAUCAUGUCCUCCCUGCGCUUCCUGGGAGCCCCGCUGGUGGCCGUGGUGUGCCGGCGCCUGGGAGAGCGGCCGACCUCCAUCCUCGGGGCCGGGCUGGUGGCCGGGGGCUGCCUGCUCAGCACUCAGGCCACCAGUGUCCCCUUCCUCUGCUUCUCCAUGGGCUUCCUGCUGGGGAUGGGCUUUGCCUGCCUGUACCAGGCGGCCGCGGUGAUGACGGCCAAGCGCUGCCGGGCUCGCCUGGCCUUCUGCAACGCCCUGGCCCGCUCCGGCAUGGGGCUGACCUUCCUCAUGGCUCCCUUCACCCAGCUCCUCAUCGAGGCCUACGGCUGGCAAGGUACUCUGCUGAUUUUUGGAGGCAUCAUGCUGAACCUGGUGCCUUCCAGCAUGCUGCUGUGGCCUGCCAGCCCCCAGCUGCCUCGGGAACCUGCCGAAAACCAGCACCGGGGGUCUUCAGGGGCAAAGAAAGAUCCAGAAACUCCUGGUGGAUGUUUAGAUGGAAGCACUCAGAGGGAAUUACAGCUUCUCCACGCACAGGAGGCUCCCACCACAGAGAAACUCGUGAUGUCUCAUGGCAGAGAUGUCUCUGACCCAGCAAAUCCAUCUGCCUCGGGAAGGCAGCAGAAACCCAGCCCGGAGAGCUCCUCCUCAGAAUCCCCCAGCGAGCCCCAGAGCCACCAGCCCCCUGCAGCCACCAAAAAGGAACCUUCUCAGCCUCUCCUGGACUUCUCCCCGCUGAAGGAUCCCGUUUUCUUCAUCUUCACCUGGUCUUUCCUGUUCAGCCACUUGGCCUAUUUCGUGCCCUUCUUCCACCUGGUGGCCAGAGCCAGGACGCUGGGCAUGAGCAGCAGGGACGGCUCCUACCUCAUCGCCGUGGCUGGCAUCACGGAGAUGCUGAGCCAGCUGCUCUCGGGCUGGCUGGCCGACCACAACUGGACCAAGAAGUACCAUUUCCAUGUCACCUACCUGCUCCUCAGCGGGGCCACCAACCUGCUGGGGCCGCUGGCCACCUCCUUCCCGCUGCUGCUGGCCUACACCGUGGCCUCUGCCAUCUUCUGUGGAGGCUUCAUGGCCCUGGUGCUGCCCGUGCUGGUGGAUCUGGUGGGUGUAGAGAAGCUCCACAGCUACCUGGGGUUUGCUGCAUUCUUUGCAGGGCUAGCAGCCAUGGGAGGACCCCCUUUAGCAGGGUGGCUCUAUGACUACACCCAGACCUACGCCUGCUCCUUCCUCUUUGCUGGAGCCUGUGCUCUCAUCUCACCUAUCUCCUUCUUCUUCGAGCCUGCAGCCCAAAAAUGGAAGAUAAAAAAAGCCAAUUUGAACAAGAGCUGAAGUUUUAAAGGCUGGGAUUUGAUCACAUCUACGUGGGAAAGCCAUUGCCUGUACUGGGAAGGAUCAACAGCAGCAACACUGAAAAGUGGAAUUGCUGGAUGUCGGAUUCAGUUUGGAUACCUGGAUAUUUGUCCUGAUUAAAGCCAGCUGAGAAAUGCACAGUGUGAAUUGUAUGGGGAAAUGCAGCCCAUGGUGCCUCUGCUCCUGAGCUGGGUUUUUCUGCCUCUCAGACUGGAUCCUCAGCUCUGUCCUUCCCAGAGCAGAGCUGACUCACUCACCUCGUGGGAUGAGCAGCCAGGGAGCUCCCAGUGCCAGAGCACAGCAGGGAUUUCAGCUCAUUCUGCUCCCGCACAAACAGCUGGCCCUGGGGAGGGGUGCGAGCAGGGACAGGGAGGUCAGGGUGAUCCUUCCACGAGGAUCAGCUGCUCCAGGAGCUCCUCUCUCUGGGGUGGACGCUGCAGUGGGGCCAUUCCACAUCCCAGGCACACUUACUGCCACAGCACAGAGGACCUGGAGGCAAAACCAGUUUUAAUUAAAACCAGAACCAGGACUCCAAAGCCAGAGACCAAACCCACCCCUCCCCAGCUUCCCAACCCUCCAGAGACUCCCAGGGAUUCCAUGCACACACAGAGGCAGCUCCAGUGCUGAGCCUGGAUCCAGCCAGCAUCCCACAGAUUUAAUUAGGAUGGAUAAGACACAACACAGCAGCCUGGACUUUCUUUCCAGUAGUGAAGGUGCAAUUUUUUGAAAUUUGGUAUUUGAAAUUAUUAUGGUAAAAAAUUUGGUAUUUGAAAUUUUUAUGUCAGCCUGAGAUAUUCAUUCCAACCAAUGGCAUUAUCCUUCUUUUUACCUUGCCUUUUUUUAAUUAUUAAGGAGAUUUAAUUAUCCUGUUUUUUUCUUACCCCUUUUAUUCCUCAUCCCUUUAUUUAAUAUUAAGGCAGCAAGAGAGUUGUUUCCCCUAUAGAAACACUCCUUUAAAGUGUGAAACAGGUUAUUUCAAGCCCAAAUGGUCGAUAUUUAAUGAAAAGCUACAGAAUAUUUUAACAGUUUCAAGGAGCUCCAACACUGUCACAGGUAAGAAAGUUCCUCUACAGAUGAUGGGCCAAAUCCAGCAGUUACACAAUUACACAGUGCCAAAGAAACUGUGCUUAAAAGAGAGGAAAAUACAGGGAUUGGGGAAUAUCAGUGCUACAAAACAGU